AUGAGCUGUAUUGGAUAAGCACAACAAUAACUGAGUUAGAAACUCAUCAAAACUGAUGGUGAUGAUUCAGAUACUCCAAUCCCUGAAUCUGACAAAGAUGAUCUCGGAUAAAUCUUGAACACUGAAGAAAGUAAGGGUAAACCCAUAAAAACCCUUAGAUUCAGUUUACAAAAUCAAGUAUGGAUUUUUGAUAGAUCCUCAAAAAGACAUUAAUCCUACAAAUCACCUUCUCCAUUAGCUAGAAAUUCUUCACCAUCAAUACUUAAAAAUAAAAAUAAACCAUAAGUAACUAAAUAAUGA
Paramecium pentaurelia is the source of this 300-nucleotide messenger RNA. NCBI's taxonomy places the organism in Eukaryota, Ciliophora, Oligohymenophorea, Peniculida, Parameciidae. The record is from the annotation of a GenBank genome assembly.